This is a messenger RNA of Caenorhabditis remanei, 525 nucleotides long. RefSeq lists its product as uncharacterized. Lineage: Eukaryota; Metazoa; Nematoda; Chromadorea; Rhabditida; Rhabditidae. Bases 1 to 525 code for a protein of 174 amino acids. The transcript is spliced from 3 exons. The record is from RefSeq and is a predicted model, not a curated record. Gene Ontology annotation, biological process: lipid metabolic process.
AUGUGGUCCCCAAUGGAGCGACUCUUAGAACAACUGAAAGAAGACAUGCCCCAUCAUCGAAUUGUAUUCACUGGACACUCGUUGGGCGGUGCAAUCGCAAGUAUCGCCUCGACGGUUUUCGUUCGAAACUUUCCAGAAACUUCGAAUCGAACUCAUUCGAUUACGUUCGGACAGCCGAGAGUCGGCAAUUUACAGUAUGCUAUGACUCAUGAUAGGCUGGUGGCUGCUGGGAGUUGGAGAGUCAUUCAUGGAAGGGAUAUUGUAGCCCACAUCCCAUUCUGUGUGGAAAGUGUCGGCCGUUCGUGUGUUCCCUUCUACAAUCAUGGAUCCUAUCAUCACGGUGUCGAAGUAUGGUUUCCGGGCAAUAUGACAAAUCAGGACACGUUUAGAGUCUGUACGGGCACCCCGUUGAAUGAGGAUAAUUUGUGCAGCAACGCGCACCGCUAUUUCGACAUCAACGAUCACUUAUUCUACUUUGGUCAUCACGUAUCGGAUUAUGGUGUCAAUGGGUGUAGAGACCUGUAA